GCCGCGCCUCUCAGCCCGGAAGUGACUGCCGGCGGAGGCUCCGUGCUCCCUGAGCUUGAUGGGAUUGGAUGCUGCGCGUGAGGUCAUCACUAGGCGCCGACCAGGAACGGGAAGCGAGAGUUUCACAGGCUAUCAUGGCAGUGAAGUGGACUGGUGGACAUUCUACUUCUAUCCUGUGCCUGAAUGCAAGUAAAGAUGGGCUGGUGGCUUCAGGAGCUGAGGGUGGAGAUCUUGUGGCUUGGGGUGAAGAUGGGUCUCCAUUAGGACACAUGCAGUUGGAAGGGGCUGAUGAUGUUACCAGCGUCUUGUUUUCCCCCUCCUGUCCCACCAAGCUCUAUGCCUCCCACGGAGAAACCAUCAGUGUACUAGAUGUCAGGUCUCUUAAAGGGUCCCUGGACUAUUUUCAUGUGAAUGAUGAAGAAAUCAAUUGUCUUUCACUAAAUGAUACUGAAAGUCUGCUGGCUUCUGCGGAUGACUCUGGGGCAAUCAAAAUCCUGGACCUGGAAAAGAAGAAAGUUACCAGAUCCCUGAAGAGACAUUCCAACAUCUGUUCCUCUGUGGCUUUUCGACCUCAGAGGCCUCAGAGCCUGGUGUCAUGUGGUCUGGAUAUGCAGGUGAUGCUGUGGAGUCUUCAAAAAGCCCGUCCCGUCUGGAUUACAAAUUUACAGGAGGAUGAAACCGAGGAAACGGAAGGCCCUCAGUCCCCUGGUCAGCUCCUAAACCCCGCGCUCGCCCACUCUGUCUCUGUGGCGUCGUGUGGCAAUAUUUUCAGCUGCGGUGCAGAGGAUGGUAAGGUGCGCAUCUUCAGGGUGAUGGGAGUCAAAUGCGAGCGAGAAUUGGGAUUUAAGGGCCACGCCUCGGGGGUAUCCCAGGUCUGCUUUCUGCCUGAGUCCCAGCUGCUGCUUACUGGAGGGAAUGAUGGGAAGAUAAGGUUGUGGGAUGUGAGCAGUGAAGUGGAGAAGAAGCAAAAGAGUCCUGCAAAACACACCCACAGAAAGAAAGCGAAGAGAGCAGCCUGCCCCAAGCAGGGUGGGAACUCCAGUGGCUCAGCAGCAGAGGAGGAACAUGCAAGGGUUUUGCCGAAGCUCGAUAUUGAACAUGGAGAAAAAGUGAACUGGCUCUUGAGUACAAAACUGAAAGGGCACCAGAGUGUAUUAGUGGCUGAUCAGACGAACUGUGUGUCUGUGUAUCCCUUAAAUGAACUGUAGGUCCAAUAAAUGCACUGUAAGAACUGA
Molecule: messenger RNA, 1235 nt
Organism: Psammomys obesus (fat sand rat)
Lineage: Eukaryota; Metazoa; Chordata; Mammalia; Rodentia; Muridae
Gene: Wdr53
Product: WD repeat domain 53
Exons: 3
Coding region: 69-1208 (379 amino acids)
Molecular function (GO): protein binding
Source: RefSeq, a predicted model, not a curated record